AUGGUUGCUAUCAAGUCUCUCUUCCUUCUUCUCGCGCUUGGCGUUGAGGCCUUGGCCGCAUCGAGUCCAUCGGCGACAUGCACCAGCAAGUAUGGAACAGUUAGCAUUGCGUCUAACAAGAUUCCACGUGCCACCACCUCCAUUCAGACCAAGGUGACGGUCAUUAGAAAGGUCACCCGCAGAGUCACAGUUAUUGUCGUACCAAAGGCAAAGACCACCACUCAAAAGGUCACCGUCAAGUCCACGGUGACGGCAACAGCCAAUCCCAACGUUAAAGUUGCGACCAGCACGGUCACGGAUGAGCAAACAACUGUCCUAACACGAAAGUUCACUACGACGCUCGUCGCCACAUCGUUCACCACAACUACCAAGGUCACGACCAGCACAAUCUCUGCAGCACCCAGCUUCCAUCCCAUCAAAGAGUUUGGAGGCUAUGUGGCGAAGAAAGCUAAGCGAGGCGCGGUUGGUGACCUUCGCAUGGCUAUCGCCAAGUCCCAAUACGUCCAGCGAGUCGACUGCACCAAGCGCAUCCCCUACACGUCCAUCAAGACUACAACAACUGUCGUCCAGGGACCCCGAAAGACUGUCGCUGCAAAGACCAGUACCAAGGUUGUGACUACUACUCAAACAGAGACUUCGACUGAGUACCCUGAUGAUGUCACCAUAACCGUCGAGACCAUCAUUCCUGCUGCUGAACCAUUCUAUGCUGCCUGUGGUGCUAACAACAUGAUGGUUACCGCCAACGGUGGGCGCCCGGUCCCAUAUGUGGACAUGACAAUCGGGUUCGGUAUCGCAUCAGUGGGAGCUGCACAGGGGGAUGCCUACAAAUGCUGCACCUCGUGCAUGCAGAACCCUCUCUGUUUUCUGUCUUUCCUGGCUGAUCAGGAUGGAUCAUGCACUGUUCUAUACAGCAACACCAAUGUUUGUCCCAAUGGCCAGAUUCAAGUCGGCCAGUAUAAGUCUCAGGCAGGCUCUAGCGCUACAUACCACUGGAUGAAUGGUCCCUGUGGAUAUAUUGCUAAUGGUGGAGAAGUGGGUAGUUAA
This is a messenger RNA of Fusarium graminearum PH-1, 1044 nucleotides long. RefSeq lists its product as uncharacterized. The coding region runs from base 1 to 1044 and encodes 347 amino acids. The transcript is spliced from 3 exons. The record is from RefSeq and is a predicted model, not a curated record. NCBI's taxonomy places the organism in Eukaryota, Fungi, Ascomycota, Sordariomycetes, Hypocreales, Nectriaceae.